AUGCUUGUUGGGGUCGGCGCCGUAUUUCUCGAUUAUGAAACGGGCACACUCAAUAGAUCCACCUCCGACAGCUUUGUCAAGAAGAUGCUGAAUGUUGAGCUUUUGUCCUACGGGAAGUUGAUCAAGGGACAUUGUCUCGUGUUCCGUUAUACCAAAGCUAUUGAUGAACUCAAACUUAUCGAGGCGGUUGUAUACCAUAGCGUCAUAGGCACCGUAAACAAAUGGUUUGUGGAGUUCUUCAGGCAGGUCGAAGGGGAUAAUGUCACCCUCCAGUCUAAGGCUGUCAACACUGCCGUGGACAGCUCCAAACUCGAGGGCAUCGGCACCAGCAUAUUCGUCCUGUUCAUCUUUAGGCAGGUCAUCAUCGACAUUUGUUUUCGCAGUUGGAUCAGCACCCUGCUCAAGAAGAUAGCGUACAACACCUGGUUCUGGCGUUCGCCCAAUGCUGUCGCGGACAUCCACGUCCACUUGGCCCUCCUCCAGGAAGAUCUUGAGGCAUCCAACGUGGCCACGGGCGGCCGCUGCGUGAACUGGCACCACAGACGGAUCAUCUCUAUCUGGGAUCUCCCCAUUCUCUUUGGCUUCCUGAUCGGCCCUCUCAUCUUCUUCAGACAGCGCUGCAAUGUCUGGGUGCACCUUCAGACCUGUAGCAACAAGGCAUCGGACCAUAGCCUCGUCACCGCGGAGGGCAGCUUCGUACAGCAUGUUCCGUCUGUGAACUGA
This is a messenger RNA of Clonostachys rhizophaga, 723 nucleotides long. The record is from the annotation of a GenBank genome assembly. NCBI's taxonomy places the organism in Eukaryota, Fungi, Ascomycota, Sordariomycetes, Hypocreales, Bionectriaceae.